AUGAUUACCAAACAUUUCCUUCAUAAGUUUCGUAAAUUCCCACCUCGGCCGUUUUUCUCCUUACCCGUAAUCGGCCAUCUUUAUCUCUUGAAGCAACCGCUGCAUCGAACCCUAGCCAAGAUUUCGAACCAGUAUGGUCCUGUUGUGUUUCUUGAGCUUGGUUCACGCCCGGUGCUCCUGGUCUCGUCUCCGGCUGCAGCCAAGGACUGCUUUACCACAAACGAUUUGAUUUUCGCAAAUCGGCCGAAAUUGCUCGCUGGGAAACACCUUGGCUACAACUACACAACUCUUACUUGGGCCUCAUAUGGACACCACUGGCGAAACUUAAGACGAAUUGCUUCCCUCGAGAUUUUAUCGACUAAUCGUAUUCAGAAGUUUACGGAUGUCCAUCGUAAUGAGAUCAUCUCUCUAGUUCGUACCUUAAAUGAGAGAUCUCAAAAGGAUGGAUUUGUGAUUGUGGAUAUGAAGUCGUGUUUUUUUAAGGUGACGUUGAAUAUGAUUAUGAUGAUGAUCACCGGAAGGAGAUGUUACGGUGAGAAUAUGGAAGAACCGGUGGCCGGAAAGUUGCAGGAAAUGGUGGAGGAAACUUUCCGGUUGAGUGGUGGUACGUCGAAUAUUGGAGAUUUUGUGCCGAUGGCAACGUGGGUUGGGUUCAAUUCGAUGGAGAAGAAGAUGGAAAAACUGAACCGAAAGAAGGAUUCCACGAUGCAAGAGAUGAUUGAAGGGCAUAGGAGAAUGAGGAGUGAUUCUUGUUUUGAAGAAGGUGAAACCAUCGUUGAUGUUCUCUUAUCCCUGCAAGAAACGGAACCUGAAUACUAUACCGAUGGAAUCAUUAGAGGCUUGAUUCUUGUUAUGAUAUCAGCCGGCACCGAUACAUCAGCAGGAACACUAGAGUGGGCUUUAUCACUUCUACUGAACCACCCCGAUUCCCUCAAAACAACCAUCAGUGAAAUCGACAAUGAAGUGGGUUCGUCAAGAAUUAUGAACCAUUCCGAUCUUUCUAAUCUUUGUUAUCUUCAUGGAGUUAUAAACGAAACACUUCGAAUGUGCCCAGCAGCAUCACUGAUUCCACCACAURAAUCCACAGAAGAAUGCACCGUGGGCGGUUUUCGUGUUCCAGCACGAACUAUGCUUUUGGUGAACCUUUGGGCCAUUCAAAACGAUCCAAAGUUAUGGAAGGAGGCCGAGAGAUUUAAGCCGGAAAGGUGGAUUGAGGUAGAAGCGCAGAGAGAUGGAUUUAAGUUUAUGCCAUUUGGGUCGGGUCGAAGAGGGUGUCCUGGAGAAGGUUUGGCGAUGCGAAUGGUUGGAUUAAGUCUAGGAAUGUUGCUUCAAUGUUUUGAGUGGGAGAGAAUUGGUGUGGAGAAGGUGGAUAUGAGCGAAGGGUUCGGUCUCACGAUGCCGAAAGCCCGCCCUUUGCUUGCUAAAUACAGGCCACGACCGCAUAUUGUGGAUCUUCUUUCUCGCAUAUAGUAACAUCUCUCGGUAAGAA
Cynara cardunculus var. scolymus (artichoke) is the source of this 1489-nucleotide messenger RNA. RefSeq names its product isoflavone 2'-hydroxylase-like. NCBI's taxonomy places the organism in Eukaryota, Viridiplantae, Streptophyta, Magnoliopsida, Asterales, Asteraceae. The transcript has 2 exons. The coding region runs from base 1 to 1470 and encodes 489 amino acids. The record is from RefSeq and is a predicted model, not a curated record. Gene Ontology annotation, molecular function: oxidoreductase activity, acting on paired donors, with incorporation or reduction of molecular oxygen; monooxygenase activity; heme binding.